UUCGAUCUACCAACGACAUUCACUUUACAAUGACGGGACGGCGAAGACCUGCAACUCGCUCUUCGAAGACCCCUUCAUCCACAGCGGACAAUGGCGCCCCUGAAAGUUCUGAUGUAUCCCCGACAUCUGAAGCAGAUACACAGCGACAGCCUGGAACGUUGGAGAUUGUACUUCCCAGUACAACAACAGGACGACUGGGUUCAUUGAGAGCUCCACGCGAGCUAUCUGUUCCUAUUGCUGGAGGGGCAAAUCCUACGCCAAGGCCAAAGUUCGCACCAACUGUUCCAGCCAGAAGAAAGAAGGCAGAUCCUACUCCAGAGCAACCUCAAAGAGAUGAAAGAUCUCACCGCCAACCUGGGAGCGACACUCGGAAACCACGAGGACAAUCACGGCGACAAGAGCUAACCUUGACAGCGUCGGGUCCUUUUGCCUUUGGUCCUGCUCAACGAGGGGUAAUUGCAACCCCCGGUCGAGCCUCCGCAGCUGAAGCAAAUCUCAACAAGGUGGAAUAUGCUCAUCAACGGAGUGAGCGCAAAGAUGAAGCAGAGGACGACGGAUCAUUUGAUCCAGAUGAUGUGUGGGCCCCUGUUACGAUGGGUGGGCCGAAACAUGUAAAGAUGGAAAGACUGAAGCGGGAACGACAGCGAGUACGGGAUGCAAGACGACGGCCCUCCGUAUCGGUCAAGAUAGAGGAGGGCACGGACAACCAAAUGAUACCGCCACCAGCACCGGUUGACGUUGAUGUGAGCGCAGAUAUAGAUGUGGAUGCGAUGGAUGUUGAAGAAAAACCCAAAAUGGGACCUCCUGCGGAAUUCGUCCAACCCGAGGAAAAUCAAAUGCUGUUCUUUCAAUUCCCCUCAAUUCUCCCGAAAUUCGACGCUUUGGGCGUAGAAGUGGUCGAAGCACAGGUCUCCACAGACUCACGGCCUGUGCACGUAAAGGCAGACCCAAAGAUAAAAACCGAUCCAGAUGCGGCGCAAAAGUCAGUUGGUCCCGAUGGUAGAGUGGGCAAACUGGUGCUAUAUCGAUCGGGCAAGAUGAAGCUAAAAAUGGGCAAUAUCAUGUUUGACGUUACGCCAGGGCCUGAGACGAGCUUCUUGCAAAACGUGGUCGCGGUUGACGCGGAGAAACCGGCUUGUUAUAUCCUUGGCGAUGUAUCGAAGAGAUUUGUUUGCUCGCCAGAUAUUGAGUCGCUACUGCUGGACAGAGUACCAUAGCUGCUAAUUGUAGUGGGAGUCAUGGCAUUUGACUUGUAUGCGGGAUGCGGCACAUAGUGUAUAGAGCAUUAGAGUUGCAUAAUCUUAUUCAUAUGACGGGGGAGUGUGCUCUCGAGUCGGUAUAACCUUUCAAAAUGGCCUAUGAGAUAUCAAGCGAUAUUAUCCAAUGCCAAUUUACUCUAUCGAAAAUACAAAGAAACUCUUGUCUACACCGAUAACCGA
Molecule: messenger RNA, 1439 nt
Organism: Spizellomyces punctatus DAOM BR117
Lineage: Eukaryota; Fungi; Chytridiomycota; Chytridiomycetes; Spizellomycetales; Spizellomycetaceae
Exons: 7
Coding region: 30-1217 (395 amino acids)
Biological process (GO): transcription by RNA polymerase III
Cellular component (GO): RNA polymerase III complex
Molecular function (GO): DNA binding
Source: RefSeq, a predicted model, not a curated record